GGCUGGUGGUUCGGCGGGCGGGCGGCAGCGUGAGUCGGGGCUGCGGGGCGGCCACGCAACUUCCGCCCGGGGGGGCGCCGCCGCCGCCGCUGCUGCCGCCGCCUGAGGGGACGGGAGCGGCCGAGAAGAGGCGCCGAGCUGCGGCCUAAAGGGAGCGGGGAGCCGCCGCCGCCUCCCAGCGCAGCCCGACCGGGGCCCGGGCCCGGCCCAGCUCAGCUCAGCGGCGGAGCCCGCAGCCCCGAGCGGCUGCGCCCAGCUCCAUGAAUGGAAAUCAGCAGCGCAGGACCCGUCGGGGCUCAGCCCCUGCUCAUGGUGCCCAGGCGGCCUGGCUAUGGCACCAUGGGCAAGCCCAUUAAACUGCUGGCCAACUGCUUCCAAGUUGAAAUCCCAAAGAUUGACGUCUACCUCUAUGAGGUGGAUAUCAAACCAGAUAAGUGUCCUCGGAGGGUGAACAGGGAGGUGGUGGACUCGAUGGUGCAGCAUUUUAAAGUGACCAUAUUUGGGGACCGUCGACCAGUUUAUGAUGGGAAAAGAAGCCUUUAUACAGCCAACCCACUUCCCGUGGCCACUACUGGGGUGGAUUUGGAUGUGACAUUACCAGGAGAAGGUGGAAAAGAUCGUCCCUUCAAAGUGUCAAUAAAGUUUGUUUCUCGGGUGAGCUGGCACUUGCUGCAUGAAGUUUUGACAGGAAGAACCUUGCCUGAGCCUCUGGAACUAGACAAACCUAUCAGCACUAACCCUGUUCAUGCUGUCGAUGUGGUGCUACGACACCUGCCCUCCAUGAAGUACACCCCUGUGGGCCGCUCCUUCUUCUCAGCUCCAGAAGGCUACGAUCACCCCCUGGGGGGCGGCAGGGAGGUCUGGUUUGGGUUCCAUCAGUCUGUGCGGCCUGCCAUGUGGAAGAUGAUGCUCAACAUUGAUGUUUCUGCCACUGCCUUCUACAAAGCACAACCUGUGAUUCAGUUUAUGUGUGAAGUUCUUGACAUUCACAACAUUGAUGAACAACCAAGACCUCUGACUGAUUCUCAUCGGGUAAAAUUCACCAAAGAGAUAAAGGGUCUGAAGGUAGAAGUGACUCAUUGUGGAACGAUGAGACGGAAAUACCGCGUUUGUAAUGUGACCAGGAGGCCUGCAAGUCAUCAAACCUUUCCUUUACAGUUAGAAAAUGGCCAGACUGUGGAGAGAACAGUAGCACAGUACUUCAGAGAGAAAUACAACCUCCAGCUGAAGUAUCCUCAUCUGCCUUGCCUGCAAGUGGGACAGGAACAGAAACACACCUACCUGCCUUUAGAAGUAUGUAACAUUGUGGCUGGCCAGCGGUGUAUCAAGAAGCUAACGGACAAUCAGACAUCAACUAUGAUAAAGGCCACAGCAAGGUCUGCUCCAGACAGGCAGGAGGAAAUCAGCAGAUUGGUGAGAAGCGCGAAUUACGACGCGGAUCCGUUUGUUCAAGAGUUCCAGUUCAAGGUGCGGGACGAGAUGGCCCACGUGACGGGGCGCGUGCUGCCCGCGCCGAUGCUGCAGUACGGGGGACGGAACAGAACAGUGGCGACCCCAAGCCAUGGAGUUUGGGACAUGCGAGGGAAGCAAUUCCACACCGGUGUUGAGAUCAAAAUGUGGGCUAUCGCUUGUUUUGCAACGCAGAGACAAUGCAGAGAAGAAAUACUGAAGGGUUUUACAGACCAGCUGCGUAAGAUCUCCAAGGACGCAGGGAUGCCGAUCCAGGGCCAGCCCUGUUUCUGUAAAUAUGCCCAGGGUGCAGACAGUGUGGAGCCCAUGUUUCGGCACCUCAAGAACACCUAUUCAGGGCUUCAGCUCAUCAUUGUCAUCCUGCCAGGAAAAACACCGGUGUACGCGGAGGUGAAGCGUGUGGGAGAUACACUGUUGGGAAUGGCCACGCAGUGUGUUCAAGUCAAAAAUGUCAUUAAAACAUCUCCACAGACCCUUUCAAACCUGUGCCUGAAGAUCAAUGUUAAAUUAGGAGGAAUCAAUAACAUCCUUGUACCUCACCAACGACCUUCUGUGUUCCAGCAGCCAGUGAUCUUUCUGGGAGCCGAUGUCACUCACCCUCCUGCUGGAGAUGGAAAGAAACCUUCCAUAGCUGCUGUUGUAGGCAGUAUGGAUGCUCAUCCAAGCCGCUACUGUGCCACGGUGAGAGUUCAGCGGCCCAGGCAGGAGAUCAUCCAAGACCUGGCCUCCAUGGUGAGGGAGCUUCUCAUCCAGUUCUACAAGUCAACGCGCUUCAAGCCCACGCGUAUCAUCUUCUAUAGGGAUGGGGUCUCUGAAGGACAGUUCCGACAGGUUUUGUACUAUGAACUGCUAGCAAUUAGAGAAGCCUGCAUCAGUUUGGAGAAGGAUUACCAGCCUGGAAUAACCUAUAUUGUGGUGCAGAAACGACAUCAUACACGGUUGUUCUGUGCUGACAGAACAGAAAGGGUUGGACGAAGUGGCAAUAUCCCAGCUGGAACAACUGUAGAUACAGACAUUACACAUCCAUAUGAGUUUGAUUUUUACCUCUGCAGUCAUGCUGGAAUACAGGGUACCAGCCGUCCCUCACACUAUCACGUUUUGUGGGAUGAUAACUGCUUUACUGCAGAUGAACUGCAGCUGCUGACUUACCAGCUCUGCCACACAUACGUGCGCUGCACGCGGUCAGUUUCUAUACCUGCACCAGCCUAUUAUGCUCACCUGGUAGCAUUCAGAGCACGGUACCAUCUUGUGGACAAAGAGCAUGACAGUGCUGAAGGAAGCCACGUUUCAGGACAGAGCAAUGGCAGAGACCCACAGGCCCUGGCGAAGGCUGUACAGAUUCACCAAGACACCUUACGCACGAUGUACUUCGCUUAAGUCAGUAACAGGGGAGCGUGCUCGCCGCGAGGAAGAACUGACAAAUUAAGCCACAUACAAUGUAUGUUUCCAGUGGGGUUGGUUUAUGGGGUGCGCCUCCCAUCGUGCAGGGGCGAGAGGCUGACCCUUAAAUUGACACAAGGAAGAUUGUUUACUUCACCGAGGAACACAGCACUAUUAUGCAAUAUGAAACCAGCCAACUGCUUUUGUGGCGCGGUCUCCUGUAGGAAGCACCGCCAUCAUUUUCCUCCUUCUGUUUAAUUUCUCCUAGUUUAACCCUCUUCUGCCUUUACCUCAAGUUGCUCGGCAGCACAACUCUCUUUGCAAAAAAAAAUAAUUAAUAAUAAUUAAAAAAAAAAACAAAGGAUGGUGUAAUUUGAGAAAAGCAACCUGUAUAAGAACAGUCACAGUGAUUCUUUGGGAGAGAAAAGUGUGCAAAAAGUCUUGUUUCGCCCAGUUGAGGAAUCUUUCUCUCAGUGUUGCCAUCAGCAUUCGAAUGCGACCAUAUCUGAGUACAUCUGAAUGUACAGCACUAAGUAGAGAGAAAAUGGAGGGGAGGGAAGAUGUUUUGCACACUGAUCCAAUCAUUUGAACAUAGUUUAGCCAACUGCUGCCUUUCUUCACAGCUUUGGAGUCCUCAGCUCCAACAGUUCCCUUUUAGAAGCAAACAAAGCUAGCGGUGUUACUGCAGGCAGUGGUGAUCCCAACUGUUCUUGCUCCCUGGUGACUUUACUAAAGCUGCUGUUUUACCUAGUCCAAAAGUUUCAAUUACUUUCUAUCUGGCAAGUCAAAUAUCGUGAAGCUUCAUGUGAGGUUGGGCGUCCCAAGCUUUAUGGGAUGGCUGCAGCAAACACCAGAACUGAAACUUUAGAGCUAAGGUCGUCUUGACAAAAGAAAAAUGCUAGUUUACUUGCUGCCUCUCACACCUUAAUGUGAUUUCAUACGUACGUGUUUUUGAAGUUUAGCUUCCUUUGUUUCCUUUAUAUUUAUUAGAGUAAUAAUAAUGCUUUAAUUUAAUUAUUACAGAACAUAUGGUCAACAUCAACUUUUAUUUUUUAGAAAUGUAACCAUGUUUAUUUUUAAAGAACUGACAACUUGUUUUUGCUAUCUUUUAGUGCAAUAAGCGUUCGAAAAGAGAACUGUGUCCAUUGAGCUGUACCACAGCCGUGUUUGUACCGCUGGCUGUGGCGGAAUGGACGCCUCCGGUUUUAAAAGGACAAAGUCAAAGCCUUAAUUUUGAAAGGAAAGUUUUAUAGUCAGAAGGAAUCUCGGAUUUUCCUUUUUUAAAUCAAAAAGUAGCAAAAAUGCUUCUGGAUCUCUGCAGGCUUCAGCGCUCGCUGCCGUGGUUUGGUUUAACAAAGGAACCGGCCGUAUUUUUGGCUUUGAGACGUGGAAGAUAUUUGAAGUAAACAAACAGAUUUUUUUAUUGAGCUCUGAGUUUUUACAUGCUUAAUUAAACCUGUUUGACAUCAAUAAAAGGUCUGGAGUUAUUAAAAGUUUUUAGGCUUUUUUCCUCUUUGAUAACGACUUUCCUUUUAAAAUUAAGUUAUUGGUAACUUCAUUUCACUUUGCAAAUAAAAAGAGGGCUGGGAUAGUUCUACCUUUAAGUCACUGAAAUGUGAAGCAAACAAACGGGACUCUUUCAUUCCACUUUAAAGGCAACCCAACGUUAAGAUGUCAGAGAUGAGCAUUUAUUCUGCGAGGGGCCUGGGAAGUUUUGCACUUUGUAAACUCGUGAACUGCGUUUUUUGACUGUUUUUUAUUUGCACUGGUUCAUAGUAUAUAUACUGCAGAUCGUUUCUAUGGGCAUUGCUGUUAUCCCAGCCCUUCUGAACCCCACCUGCUCUCCACAUGAAAACCAGAGGGUCGCUAAAGCAGCUUUAUCUCCCGGCGUUCUCACCGAACGCUGUUUGCCAAUAUUCUGUGUUUUGAGCCUAAAAUCUGAGCCCGUUUCGCUUCAGCAGGCAUGACUCUGCCCAUCUCUUCUGCCAGAACACAAAGUACUGUAUUUGUGCGUCUGUGUGUCGUCCUGCAGUGUGUGUAGUGCUGUCACAACGCUGUCUCGCAGAGCUCUGCUCGGCGGUUGGCGCGUAGGCAUUGCUUCAUCUCCCAGCACCAAGGAAGGGAACGUCAAGAUUAACCUUGUGAGCAUUGCACUGGAAAAGUCCUGAGGUGGGCAGCUGUUGGGGAGCACUGGGGGGCGGUGGGGCUGGGCUUUGCCCUGAGCCCCCAUUGGGCUGAGCUCCAGGAUGGCUCAGCUCUGCUCCAGGUGCCCACAGCGCCCCAAGGCAGAGCUGCAGGGAGGUGGUGCUGCAGUUGUUGCAGCAAGGAGGGCUCCGAUCAGCCUCUGAAACGUUGCCCUCAGUUGGGGGCCUGCUACCUCUGCCUUGGAAGAGCUCUAGCUGGCAGUUCUGUUAAUACAAGGUUCAGGUUAGGCUUUUUACAGAAAGCUAACGUUUAAAGAGGAGUAGAGAUUUAUAAAGCAACUGUUUUACAAAGCCUUCUUGUGGAUUUCUGGCGUCAAGAUGAAAAUUCCUUUUCAAAAAGUCUUUUGAUGCUCCUUGCAGAGAUGCUGUGCCCUUCUCACCCUGCCCACGCUCAGUGACUGGGAGCCGAGAGGCCUUUGGCUUUCAACUCUCACCAAAAAACAAAGAGACUUCAUUGGGAAGGUGACUUUAGAUGCCAGCUCGACAGCUGCUGUGCCUGGUUUUCAUGUGAAGAGUACGUGGAAGCUUGAAUCUCUCUUCUUGGUUUUGCAAAUAUCUACGUAAAGUGCCGAUACUUAUUUGUAUUACAAUAUCAACUUACUGGCGUUGUGAGGGCCACACAUUUAUGAUGCUGUAGCUGCUAUAUUUAUUUAAAUGGAGAUGGACAAUUACUGCACUAAGGAAUGAGGAGAUAAGCAAGGAAUCAAGGUUAGUUAGAUAUCUUGGGGUUUUUUUUUUUGGGUUUUUUUUUUCUGAAAGAGAAUUAAUGGUGUGAAAUAUCAAGUGUAACAAAGGGUGCUGUCAUUUUAACUGAGAUUAAAUAGCCAGAUAUUCUUCCUUUGUUUAAAAACAUAUAUAUUUUGAUGUUUGCAGUUUGGGGGUGGGGGGUCGGGAUAAAUGGUACCUCAUCUGUGGUGGCAGUUUCCGGUAUAUUUUCAGAGUAUAUGGAUUUCUUUUAUUUUUGUACCUGCUCUCCUUUUAAAAAAGACAAAAAAGAACAAAAAAAAAGACAAAAAAAAAACAAAAAAAAGAAAAACAAAAAAAAAACAAACAACACAAUCUCAAAUUUUAUGUGCUGUGUGUGGGGGGGGGGGGAAAAUGUCGAGCUGCUCCCCAGGUCCCCUUUCUCUCUGGGAGCCCAGGGCUGCGCUUCUCCUCCUCCCUUUGCAGACACGCUGGCCUCGUGCACUGCCCAGCUGGGUGCGUGGCUCCCGCCCUGCAGACGCUGUACCAGUUCACCAAGACCUCGUUUGUACUCAAAGUGCCACUUGCUGGUGGGAGCUGCAGUGCUGGUACUGUGCCAAAGGCGGGCUGUGCCGAGCCCUGCAGCGAGCACUGGGAGCUGAGAGGGAGCAGAGCGUUGCACAGAGCAUUGCUAGGAGGUGUGCUGACAUUGCUAGGAGGUGCGUUAACAUGCUGGCACAGAGCAUUGCUAGGAGGUGUGUUAAUGUACUGGCAGAGCGACUGACCCCAUGCAGGGGGCUUCUGAGGGUGCUUCAGCUGUGGCCGUUUUACUCAGGAUUGCUGUGUUACUGUUCAAUGUGUGAUUUGGUUGAACGUGUCCAAAAGUUGUUUCUGUAGGGGUUCGUUCUGGCAUCCUUCUGGAAGUUUGGCCUUAGAAAUGGUUUUUCUGGAGUGAGGUGGGUUUCUGAAAGCUGUCGGUCAAAUUAUUUCUAGGUGCCAUUGGUCCUAAACCAGUUUUGCUUUGUGUACCGAAUUCUGUCCUUUACAAUGCUCAGUGUAAGGCACCAGGUACCUUCUGUACAAAUUCCAGCUACAAAUACUGGCUUUUUCCUAGCCUGGAAGUUUGCUCUGUUGAAACUCGGAGCUCAGCCUGCCCUUCAAACAGCUUGAGGCCUUUUUUCUUUCUCAAUAUUCCCUUCCCAUCUUGUCCUCUUGUCAUAUUCUCCCAGUUUUGUGAGUUGAGGGUUUAGGACCUUCCUCCGAGCACUUUUAUAACCUAGGAACCCAAAGCUCUGCUGCCGUACCUUGCAGUUAUCCAUUCCAUUUUCAGAGCUGCCGUCCAAACGGCCGUCCCUGUCCCUUCAGUGCUGUGGAGUUCUGCUGCUGAUGGCUUGAUUGAAUCUGGUGGAAAAAAUCCAUAGGGAUGUGAAAGGGAAGGAUCCCAGUCUCUCCUUUCCCUACCCAAAGAUGGUACUUUACAUUGAUAUUGAGUGUUAGGACGCUCGUCUUGUCUUGGCACAUGUUUAAUUAAGACAUCACCUAGCUAAUUGACUCGUUGUGACCUGGAACCGUAGAGGUUAGAGCUUGAGCUAAUUGCUGCUUGCUGCUAGCAAGAAGUUGUGUGUAUUUCAGUAGCUGAGUUACAAACAGAUUGGGGUCCUGCACUUCGCCUCCUGGGCAGAGCCCCAAGAAGCCUCAUCUCUGUAACACUAAAACAACGUUUGUCCCUCAGUAGGCAGUGUGUGCAGAAGGGCAGGGGCUGCAGGGGAGGACAUCGAAGCCUCGGUACUGCAGAAACAUGUCCUGCCUGCCCUGGCCUUUCUGGCUCUGUCUGAGGUCCCCCCUCACCUAACACGGGUAGUUACCAUAGGGUCCUUCAACAACAGAGUGGUUCUGUUUAAAAUUUGGAGUGAAUAUUUUAUUUUUGAGCAAGACAGUCCUCAGAAAGUGCCUUUGUAGAAGACGGUGCUGUAGAUUUUAUUUUCCAGUUGUACGUGGCUGAACAUUUAAGGUAAAUAACUGUAAAUGCCAAGUGUCUGACGGUACCUGUAGGUACUUUAGGCAUCAGGUCUCUGAGUCAGGACCAAGCAUAACCAGGAUGGUGGUUUCCUUUGGAGGGAAAGGCAUUGGGGAGCAAUCACCAAACGCUGCUGGGGAGGAGCAGCUCGGAUGGAAGGUCUGUCUCCCAGGCAUUACAAAGUCCCAAGGACAAAGCAGACGAGCUGAGCGCUGUCUGGUGAUGCAGGGAUGGUCAGUGCUGCAAGCAGGCGUCCUGUGGGUUGUGUUCUAACAGUGUGUAUUUGUGCUUGGGACUUGUCAUUCCUAGCUGGGAGAGAGAUGCUGUGGGCCCUGCCCAGAGGGCUGGCAGUGCUGUGGGUCCAUGGUGAGCAUUGCUUCCAUUGGGAAAGGCUGUCAGCUAGACUAUUAGCCACUGCACCUCAGUAACCUCGUAAUGCUGCGUUAAUAAUAGCAAAGUUCUGCUUUGAUGGCACUGCUGUGUGCUUGCACAUGUCUGCAAAAAUGCCCUCUUUCACUUUUGUAACGCUCUCUGUUGCAGUUACCUGCCUGCUCCUUGGGGAGCCAUGUCCUUCUUGGGGUGCUUCUGUGUGUAGCUGUGUGUCCCAUCUGCCUGUUGCUGCUGGCUGCUCUUUUUAGGUGCAAAACGUUUCUGAAUGGUUGUUUUUUUUUUUUCCUUUUCUGAAGUCAGCUCGACUCUUUAAGAUGCAUUUGAGAAGAGAACAAACAGAACAACUCAGUAGACAGGCUGCUGUGUGGGGUGCUUUGGUUUCACGUUGGCCGUUAAAAUGAAUUUGUGUUGACUUCAAUCACUGUUGAUGCAGUGUUGGGCGCUGCAGAUGUCAGGAUGGUUUUCAGUAUCAGCUGAAGCAUAAGAUUCUGCUUCCCUUGGGAGCAGCAGUGCUGCAGGCACACACUUGUACCCAGGCGUUUCCUAGGAGCGAGCAGAGCUGCUUCACGUCUGUUGAGCAGAACAGGAGCCAUGAAACGUUUGGGUUUGCAGUGCUGGGGCUGCGACACCGCUGUGCUUCACAUCCAUGGCAGAGCUGCUGUGCACAGAGCUGCACACAGAGCAUCGCUUCUGGCUGAAGUUAAAGGCAGCAGUUCCUUUUUGUUCAGCAGCUUUGUUUUAGAGCAGCACUCAGUGCUGCUGCCGUAGUGUUUAAGCUUUGCAGUGGUUUGUUCCUGAUUUCUGACUGCUGUUAGGCUGGGGUUUAGAAAGCAUUUUGUCAGCCUGGGUUCUGAAUCUUUUAGACUAAAAAGGGCCAAAAAUCUCGUUCCAUCAGCUUGUUUGCAGCAAUGCUCUCCAUCUCUUCCCCUGCCUAUGAACCAGAUUAUUUUCUAUCUGUGCUUAGCCAGUGCUGAAGCUGUUGAGAAGUGCAUGUUCCUAUCUCCUCUUUCUCUACGUUACAGAUGUGAUCAGAAGCAAUGGAAGGGCAGAGCUGUGUCUGAGGGUUCCUGCUGGGUGCAGAUCCCUGCUGAGGUGGGCUGUAGCACAUGAGGGUUAACUGCAGUAGCAAUGUCUGUGUGCUGCAGGGUGUGAUGCAGUUCAGCUGGGUGCUUUAACACGAGCCAGUUGCUGAAGGUGUAAAUACUGAAGAGGCAAACUUGUUGGAAACGGCAUCAUUCCUCCUGGCAAGGUUUAUAAUCAAUGCUACUCAUAGUAAAUGGUGCUGUGCUGGGGUUAAUCUGAAGCUGAAAUGACUCAGCUGUGUGUUUUAUGAAGAGGAGGAGAGGAGGUGCUGACUGUGCUGUCAAACCAGUAGUAAAAAGCUGGGAAGGCAGGAGGGAGAGCUGACUGUGCUGAAAAGCUCCAAUGCUGCUGGGGCCAUCUGAACUUGUCCCUUUGCACCCACAGUUUACUCCAGCACCCACCAGUAACUACUGCAAAAACUGAGAGAUGAGCAGAGAGGUUUUUUCCUGUCUGUUGGUAAGCAGGAGUGCCUGCUCACCUCCACAGCCGUGCUGAGCAGCAGCAGCAGCACCUGCGACAGCCGUGCAUUCGAUCCCAUCUUCUGUGUGCUCUGAAUCCCAAAGCAGCCUUUCCUGGUUCAAAACAGAGAUUCAGGAGGUGGGUGAUGUUCCAAACAGCAGAGCCAUGGGUUCUGUGAGCAGUGUGUGGCCCCUUUACAAAGCACAGACGCUCCAAUGAUUUCUGGCUGCAGUCUUUGGGCGGUUGGUACAGCAGCUGCUGAAGGAGCUCCCAUGUUAGCUGUGGUGUCCUGGGCUGCUUGGGUCAGACUUGAACUCGUUGAGAGCAAGCAUGUGCCUUUUUCUGAUCCGAGACAGAAGCUGGAGGAGCUGGCAGCGCUGCUUGACAGUGGGGUCAGUGCUCUUGAGCUGCUUGAGGCUUGGUCAGGACGGAGUCGGUUUGGUGUUGAGUUGCUUAAAGGGAGCCCUGAAUUAUUUGUGAAUGUAGCUACCCAGAGAGAAGAAGCUUUAAAGUGAAUGGUUUCUGGAGAGUAAUGUCAUCAAACAUAUUUGGUGGUAGAGUUGGUUUUUUUCUUAAAUGAAAUUGAACACUGAUACGUUUCUCCAUAGAGAGCCAUUAAUUCUGCCUUUAUCUGAAUGUUGCCUGUCCCAUAACGUCUCUGCUGUGCUCCUGCAGCUUCCCUGCUGGCUGUAAGGACCUGAGGAACGUUGUUGGGAAGUGGGAACGUGGUGCUGAGGGCUGAACAUCACUGCAGGUGGCUUUAAGGAGCGGCCUGCCAGCAGCUGAAGGUGCUGAGUCUGGGAUAGGAUGUGAGGCAGCGGGGUGCUGAGAAAUGAGAAUUGAGCCUCUCCUUUCACAUCCAGCUAUUCAGCAAAGGCUGCUGGCUGCCUCAGGUGCUGCUUCAGGCUCCAGGCUGUGCGUGUGGAUUGUCAGAGAACAACAGAAGAGCUUUUCGAGGUGUUUGCUGCACGUUGAGGUACUGCAGGGUUCCCAGCCGGCAGCUCUGGCAUCGGCGCUGGCUGUGAGAUGGGUUCCCUCCCUGAUUUCAGGGAAUUGAUUUUUGCUUUCUGCCCUAUCUGGAACACACACAGGAUGCCGUGCGCUGCCUUACGAGAGCUCAGCUGUGUGUUGUGAGCAUCAGCCGUGCUGUGAAGUGCUCCAUUCCUGGUACAAACCCCUGCGCCUUCCUGCCAGUGGCUGUUUGCAGUCUGUCCAUCUGACACAGCCUGUGCCCUCGCCUUUAUCUCAGCACCGCUGGCCCAAGGAGCUCCUUGGGCUCGGUCCCACUGUGUGCUGCUUUCUAUGAGCUUUUUUUGCAAAUUAGGGAUGAGUUGAUUCAAAUAAAAGGUUUCCUUUACAUUGCUGAGAAUCUCAGAGGUCUCUCAAACGCAUUUAGCAGCUGAAAAAUGAGUUCCUACUGUAAGGCUCUCCAACAACAUGGAGAAAUGCGAUUAUCUUGAGAUGAUCUCACCUGAAUCGUGGGUCCACAACCAAUUUUGGUACAGCUGUGCGAAAAUUAGGCAUUAAAAUAGUUACUAAUCACCUUUCAUAGUGCUAACACUUGCAAAUCUCUUGAGUGCAUUCGGAAAGUUUAUUUGGGCGUCUCACAGGUUAGUGCUUGCUCCGCUGGCCCAGCAAUACCAAUGGAGCAGUGCUACAGCUGAGGAGCCUUUGGUGUUUGGAGCACGCCAGCAGAGCAGUGUUUGUGUGCAGGGGAGAACGGGGCGCCCAGCAGAGCCGCUGCGUGGGGCUGAGAUGAAAUCUGGCUGCUGGCAAUUUGCACACAACUGCCUUCCUCAGGGCUCUGGUUGUGUGCAUCGCGGCCUCCUGUGGCUGUAGCUUUCGGUUUCCUUCGGCUUUGAUUUCUGCUCCUCAGCAGAGCGCUGCCUUUCCUGCCCUUGUCAGUGUUCAAUCUGUUGAAUCUCGCCUUGAGAAAACUCCACCUUGUUUUCCUGUAGGUAAACCUGCUUCUAGACAGCUGCGUUUCUGCUCUGUUCCACAGGCAAUCCUGCAAAGCCUCAGCGCAGCAACAGCAGCUGCAGAAUGGGUGCUCAGUGAUCAGCUGUGAGCAGAGGCACCGUGGGGCCUCGCCAUGCAGCUCUCCUGUCCGUGCCGUUUCCUCCUUUGCUGUGAGCAGUUAGGCUUCCCCAGGUGCAUGAAAUUGGUGGAGAAAUGGCACUGCUGCUUGUUUCUUUGGGGAGGGAGGGGGGAGAAUUCAUCUGUCAGAAUGCACUGAGGCAUCAGAUCAUAGAUCAGGAUGUUGUCAUUGAGAGGCAUCGCCUGAAGCUUUCAUUGUGACUGGUGAUGAGCCAGUUCUGACUGUUGGAACAUCUCUGGUGGCAGCGUGUGCCACAAGCAUUGCUGUGCAGGAGGCUGCGGGGAGCAGCAUUGUGCAAAUACACCCUUUGCAUAUUUACCACCACCUGUUCAUAAUGACAAACAAAACUGUUGUGCUGUUUGGGAUUCCUUCUCAGAAUAAAGUUCUAAUAAACGAA
Molecule: messenger RNA, 12182 nt
Organism: Lagopus muta (rock ptarmigan)
Lineage: Eukaryota; Metazoa; Chordata; Aves; Galliformes; Phasianidae
Gene: AGO3
Product: argonaute RISC catalytic component 3
Exons: 19
Coding region: 265-2847 (860 amino acids)
Biological process (GO): regulatory ncRNA-mediated gene silencing; regulation of stem cell proliferation
Molecular function (GO): RNA binding; protein binding
Source: RefSeq, a predicted model, not a curated record